CUUUGACAACCUUCUCAUAGUCGUUUGGCCACAUUGGGUCAUAUUCACCUUCAACAUUCCAAUCAGAAUCUCGUGGUGGUACAUUCGUCAAAAGAGACCCUUUUCCUUCCUGAAUUAGAACGUUAUCGACUUCAAGAGGUAACUUCUUUCCUGAAUUAUAGCUCCCAAAGCUUGAAUUAGAAUUUGAAUCUUCUUCAUCUUUCCUGGAUUUUAGGUCAAUCACAGGUGCAAGACUAGUACCAGCCUUCCGAAGAGCAUCUCUUCUUGGCUGUGUCUGGGCUGCCUUUCUCAACUGCAUUUGGGAUUGUAACAAUUUAAUUCCAGAAGACCAGCCAGCAACUUGUUCGCUCUUCUGCUUGGUAUCCACAUCAUCGUACAGAGACAUUUUUAAGAAUUGUUAUUAAUAUGGAAACACAAACGAAUUCUUAUGCUCCUUUCUGAAAUGAAUAGUCUAUAUUGAGAGAAAACACAGUGCCAAAGUUGUGAUCUUGCUUCUGAUGAAUAGAAACAUUACACUACAUCACAUAACACCAACGUCGUCCUUACUAUAAGGUAAACUAAUUACAUCAAAACGUAUAUAUAUAUCUUCAAUUAAUUUGAGUUUACACUUAAAUUAAACGUGGUAGAACGAAGGGAGAAAAAUCAGUAAGACGAGCACCAACGUGUAAGAAAUUACACGGACACAUAACCAAACUAUAGUUCACAACUGUUGUAACAAGCGGCCAUUGGCGAACCCCAAAGAAUAUUGAUAUAAACUGCAGGAUGGUGCAUGACGGGGACUGUGGGCGGUGGCGGGGAGGUAGAGCCGAAAUAACCAGUGAAGUAGAAUAUAGCCAAAGAGUAUGCAUUGGUGUAUAUAGCCAAGUUGUCAAUGAUUGUGAACACUGUACAGAAUUGAACCACCGAGCCAAGAAGUGAAGUGUUGUGAAGUGCUGCGCGGUGUGAUUUGUCUGAAUGCCCAAGUGAAUAGGCGAGAGGUUUAAGGAAUUCCAUGGUAUACUAAAGACGACCUUUGUAUACUUAUCCAUUGAUUAUAAUAAAACAAGUUUGAUAAGCCACUGUCAAAGAAUGUAAAUCUCCUGAACUGUCAUCGUCCUAACUUUAGACUUUUUUUACAUCAUUUUCCUUUAAGUGAGUUUCUUUUGUAUAAAACGUAAUUAAGAGUUUCCUAAAGCAGUAAUAACCUUUAUGUAUUUACUUUACUUCUAAAGGUUCUGAAUAGCAUGUGUAUGAUGCUAUUGCUUAGGAAGAUGAUCAGAAGUGAUUUAUGUAGCAAAUAAAAUAAUAUCACGAUCUUCAGAAGUCGAUUUUGCACUUUAGUACCAAAAGGACUAGAACUAAUGUAGUUCCGUCACAGCGAGAGUAUUAAUAAGAUUAUAGCGCGAGUCCGUGUUAUUCUGCAUGAAUUCAGUUCGUCGUUCGUGGUGUUCGUUCUCUAGGUUAGUAGCACGUGCCUCUGUUAUGAGGAUGAGUUCACUUGCUGAAAACGACGUCUGUGGAACUCGUGAAAAUGAAACCUGUCAAACACGUGAUGGUGAUCCUUCUGUUAUUCAAGAAGGCAAAGCGGAAAUCCUUAUACCAGAAUCCAAAAACGUGUUCUACAAUCCUGUACAGGAAUUUAACAGAGAUCUGAGCAUAGCUGCUCUCACUGUCCUUGCUAAGGAACAUUUCCAAAAAUUGGAAGAAAAAAAAAUCAAGGAAGUCAGUAAUAAAACAGAAAAGUCAAAUGAAAUUGGUGGUGAAGUCCACAAGGACGGAAUUGUUAUUAUUGAAGCCCUAUCGGCUACUGGUUUGCGAAGUAUUCGAUAUGCAAAGGAAAUAAGUGGUGUUAAGCAGGUGAUAGCAAAUGACAUAUCUGAAACUGCUGUAAAAAGUAUUAAGGAAAAUGUAACAUUCAAUGAAGUGGAUUCUUUAGUGACUGUGAGUCAUGAUGAUGCAGUGUGCUGUAGUAUUAACUUGUGGGUAAAUAAUAGUAGAUGUCGGGUAAAGUAUUCAUAUUUGAUGUUUAGCAUGCUGAUGUACGCCCAUCGUCACCCGUCCAAACGUGUCCAUGCUGUUGACUUGGACCCAUAUGGUUGUCCAACACAGUUUCUUGAUGCUGCUGUGCAGUGUGUAACUGAUGGUGGCCUUCUCCUAGUUACGUGUACUGACAUGGCAGUUUUAGCUGGUAAUGCCCCUGAAACAUGUCAUGCCAAGUAUGGUGCUAUUUCAUUGAGAACCAAGGCUUGCCAUGAAAUGGGUCUGAGAAUAAUAUUACAGUGUAUUGAGACUCAUGCAAAUCGUUAUGGACGAUAUAUAGUGCCAAUGUUGUCUGUGAGUGCAGAUUUCUACAUUCGAGUUUUUGUUAAAAUAUAUUCAGGAGCAGCUAUGUGUAAGAGAUCUACAAGCAAACUCUCUCUUGUUUUCCAAUGUGUUGGUUGUGAAACACAUGUUUUUCAUCCCUUAGGAGUAGCACAUAAAUUUGGUGAGAAGGUUAAUCAGUAUAAGUUCUCACUACCACAUGCCCCAGUUAAUGGAGUUUGUGAGCAUUGUGGACAGAAAUUUCAUAUUGGUGGUCCCAUUUGGAAUGGUCCUCUUCAUGACGAAUCUUUUGUAUCAGAGUUGAUCAGCAUCACUGAUCCAGAGCGAUUUAGAACAGCACGACGUAUGGAAGGAGUGUUAACAGUGAUACAAGAGGAGUUACCAGACGUUCCAUUGUACUAUUCAGUGGAUAAACUAUUUUCCACAGUUCGAUGUGAAAUAAUGUCAAUGAUGUUAUUUAGGUCAGCGUUAUUGAAUGCAGGUUAUCGAGUGUCAUUGUCUCAUGCCAGCAAGUACUCUAUAAAAACAGAUGCUCCAGCAAAUGUAGUUUGGGAUGUGGUACGAACAUGGCAGCUCUCUCACCCUGUCAAGACUGAAAGACUUUCUAAUGCUGGUUCUGCUAUCUUAGCAAAAUCACCAUCAACAGUAGUGUCCUUGGAAAAACAUCCUGAUGCAAACCCAAAUUCUCGGCAAAUGGGUCUUUUUUCAGGAUCAGAAAAUGGAAAAAAGUAUUCAAAACCAAGGAAAGCAUAGUAAGAAGCAAAGAAAGCGCAGAAGAUCACAUUCAAAAAGUCCUGAAAUUCAUAAAAAAAAUAUGACUGAAAAUAUAUCAAAUUCUUCAGAUAACAAUAAUCUGUCAGAAAAAGAUACAGAAAUGAAGGAAGAUAAAUGAUCAGUGAAAUUUGUAAAUAAAAUAUUUUAAUAUUUGUUUGGUUACCUUAUUCCUACCGGCACAUAUUCCCAUGUCCAACGAAUAUGCAUUUGAGCAAUUGCUCUGUACGUCCUUAGUCUAAUAAAUUUUUUCUUUAAAUUUUCUAAAACUAUUACACAGGAAAGAAAUAAACAAUUUGUGACUUUACAACAUCACAUUUUCUCGUUUUAAAUCUGACAAUUAUGUAUUCCAGAAUGAACAACUUAAAAUCAAAUGUAUUUAUUGUCAUUUAUCUUGAACUGUACAGUGUUGCCACAUGGCUUUGAGAGCCUCUUCGCCAAAUUGUCAGAGAGAAAUAAAUUUAAAGGAAAAUAGGGAAUAGAAAAUAAAAUAUUUUAUUACUUCCGGGGCCCCAUUCAAAUCAGGAAGACCACAGCCGAUCCUGUG
Molecule: messenger RNA, 3619 nt
Organism: Gryllus bimaculatus (two-spotted cricket)
Lineage: Eukaryota; Metazoa; Arthropoda; Insecta; Orthoptera; Gryllidae
Source: the annotation of a GenBank genome assembly